AUGCCAAUGCCAAUCUCCCGUCGGUAUAUAGACAUCGCUGUUAAUCUCACAGAUGGAAUGUUCAAGGGAGUGUACCACGGUGGCAGCCAAAAGCAUAAACCAGAUUAUGCAGCUGUGGUGAGUAGAGCCUUCCAGGGUGGUUGCAAGAAGUUGUUGCUAUGUGGUGGCAGCUUGAAUGACUCGAUACAAGCUGUUGAACUGUGCAAGGAACUUGAUCCUGACGGAGGCAAAUUAUUCUGCACAGUUGGGGUUCAUCCCACGAGAGUUGGAGAGUUUGAAAAUGAGGGCACCUCGGCCGAAGCACAUUUUGGAGCACUUCGGAAGCUAAUAGCCGCCAACCUGGACCGAGUCGCUGCUAUUGGAGAGAUGGGACUGGACAAGGAGAGGACUGAGUUUUGUGACUAUGGGACGCAGUUGAAGUAUUUCGAGCUACAAUUGCGGCUAGUUGAGGAGUUUCAGUUGCCAAUGUUCCUACAUAUGAGAGCAGCUGGAGAGGACUUCUAUCGAAUACUGAAUGAGAACAAGAGCAAGUGGUGCGGCUCUGGCGGAGUGGCUCAUAGUUUUACGGGGACACGUGAGGAGAUGGAACUGAUAACUUCGCUUGGAUUGGGCAUCGGUCUCAAUGGCUGUAGUUUAAGGGCAGCGGAGAGCUUGCAAGCUGUGGUUCCCUUCAUACCAAUCGAUAAGCUUAUGUUCGAAACUGAUGCUCCGUAUUGUGACAUUCGACAGUCACAUGCUGGUUAUAAGUAUUUGAAUAGUAAGGGUGACUGGUGGUACCAUGGUGACACUGUGAAGAAGCCUGAGAAGUGGGAGGACGGAAAAAUGGUGAAGAGCCGUAACGAGCCAUGCUUGGUUGGGCAGGUUGCUGCAAUUGUGGCCUCGGUCCAUCCAGCUGGUGAUGGAGUUGUUGAAGCUGCUCACAACAAUACUCUACGUGUGUUUACCAAAAUGCAAAACUGA
This is a messenger RNA of Perkinsus marinus ATCC 50983, 960 nucleotides long. Its product is annotated as Deoxyribonuclease tatD, putative. Gene Ontology annotation, molecular function: 3'-5'-DNA exonuclease activity. The record is from RefSeq and is a predicted model, not a curated record. Bases 1 to 960 code for a protein of 319 amino acids. NCBI's taxonomy places the organism in Eukaryota, Perkinsozoa, Perkinsida, Perkinsidae. The transcript has 8 exons. Gene Ontology annotation, cellular component: cytosol.